Adineta ricciae is the source of this 1350-nucleotide messenger RNA. The record is from the annotation of a GenBank genome assembly. NCBI's taxonomy places the organism in Eukaryota, Metazoa, Rotifera, Eurotatoria, Adinetida, Adinetidae.
AUGGUGCAUAUAUUGUUGGUUGUGUUUGCUCUUGUUUUCCACAUUGCAAUUGGCAACGGUUCAACUUGCCCGAAUCAAGAAUGGAUAGAACAAUCUCUCAAGAAAAUCCAUGUACCAGGCGCUGCGAUCAUCGUGGUCAAUGCCACUCAUGUCCUCUAUGAACAAGCUGUUGGCUACAAAUCUUUAUCACCAAAAGAGCCUAUAGAUAUUGACAAAUCCAUUUUCUCUCUCGGUUCGAUUUCGAAAACUUUUAUAGGUAUCGCUGUUAUGCAACUUGUCGAGCAAGAACUCGUCGAUCUUGAUGCGGACAUUAAUCAAUAUUUAUCGGAACCGCAGAGACGCAUCUUCCAUCCACAUUAUCCUUCGCAUUCGAUUACUCUACGCAAGUUACUCUCGCACUCAGCUUCAAUCUAUGUCAAUCGUCAAGCCGAAGAUUCCCUUUUUAAACCGGGUGACGAAGCAUUCAAAGAAUCGCUGGCUGAUGUGUGUUUCAAAUAUGCGAAUCCAAACACAUCCAACUGGUUACCAAAACCACCUGGCAGUGUGUCAUUGUAUUCAAAUGUGGGCUCGUCACUGGCUGCAUUGGUUGUUGAACGAAUUGUGAAUAUGAGCUACAGCGAUUAUGUCGAAGAAAAAAUUCUUAAGCCACUUGGUAUUGAUAUCACCAAAACUGGUGUGCAUUUGUCCGAUUUUGAAAAUCCAGAUGAUCUUGUCAAGAGUUAUGCUUAUGCGUCCGAUGCAUUCUAUAUUGAACAAUGGCACCAGAUGAUGCCACAAUUCAAUAUCACACAGAUCUCGGAUAAUAUUCCCACGUGGCUACAUUUUCCAUAUUUCAGUUUGAGCACCUAUCCGGCUGGUCUGUGGCGUAUGUCGGCUCGUGCUUUAUCCGUAUAUCUUCGCAUGUUUCUCAACAAUGGAUCGUCUAUCCUCCAUCCGCGAUCCAUUGCCGAAAUACGAACAGUGGUCGGCUGUGGUGUCAUACCGAUGUUUACUCCAGAACCGGUUAAUAAUAAUACGAUACAACGACGACUAGAAUAUGGCCUUAGUUGGUAUUGGGUAACCACAGACAAAGGUGAUCGAUACUUUGGUCACGCUGGAGAGUUGCCGGGCAUGGCACAUGUGAUGCUCACUAAUAAGAAGAAUAUAGGUGUGAUUAUCCUAUCAAAUGCAGAUACGAACGCACCGAUUAAUUUAACGCAACAGAUUUGGAAAACUUACGAAGAUAUUUAUGUGUCAUUUUUUCAAUGUUUGGACCCCGAUCUGGUUCAUGCAUCUGCAUUCCGUACAAAAGGAAAUCUUUUUGGACUCUUUAUUUCUAUUAUUCUUGUAUUCCGCACUGUCAUAGCCUAA